This is a messenger RNA of Rosa chinensis, 1466 nucleotides long. Its product is annotated as WAT1-related protein At3g28050. Gene Ontology annotation, cellular component: plasma membrane. The record is from RefSeq and is a predicted model, not a curated record. The coding region runs from base 171 to 1262 and encodes 363 amino acids. NCBI's taxonomy places the organism in Eukaryota, Viridiplantae, Streptophyta, Magnoliopsida, Rosales, Rosaceae. The transcript is spliced from 8 exons. Gene Ontology annotation, molecular function: transmembrane transporter activity.
CUUCCAAACUGGGCUCAACCUCCCCCAUCUUCUCCAUAAAACCCAAUGUCAAGAGCAGGGAAAUUGAAUCGAAUUUGGGGUCGACUGCCCUAAAUUGGAAUCCCACAACCGAGCAAGUAGCAAAAUGAAAUAAAUAACGCGGUUGAAGGAGAGAAAGUGGCCUGGGAGAUAUGGGGACUUAUCUGCCAUUUGCAGGGAUGGUAAUGGUGGAGUGUUUGGAUGUGGGAAUGACCACACUAAGCAAAGCGGCCAUGUCCAGAGGAAUGAGUCACUUUGUUUUUGUUGUCUACUCAAAUGCUCUUGCCACUCUCAUCCUCCUCCCUUCUUCUUUCAUAAUCCACAGAAAUAAGAGACCCCCAUUGACCUUCUCCAUUCUCUGUAAAUUCUUCCUUCUUAGCCUUGCUGGGAUAACUAUUAUGCAGAACUGUGUGUUCACUGGAGUAAGCUACAGCUCUCCCACUCUUGCUUCUGCAAUGAGCAAUUUGGUCCCGGCUUUCACUUUCUUUCUUGCUGUUAUCUUCAGAAUGGAAAAGUUAGAUUUGAGGAACUCAAUAAGCCAGAUCAAAAUCAUGGGCACCCUGGUAUCCAUAUCAGGAGCAUUGAUUGUCACUCUCUACAAGGGUGCUCCACUUUUUGGCACACCAGUUCAAUCAAUUCCUGACUCUUCUCCCUCGAACACCUCUUCGUCAACAUCAAUGAAUAAUUGGAUCAUUGGAGGCCUUUUUCUUGCAACAGCUUCUUCAUGUCUUGCAAUAUGGAAUACUGCUCAGGCUGCAAUUCUUAAAGGAUACCCCUCAGAGAUGACCAUAGUCUCCUUCUAUUCCUUAUUUGGAACCAUUCAGUGUACAAUACUUUCUUUGUUUGUUGAAAGGAAUCCAAGUGCCUGGACACUGAGGCCUGACAUUGAGCUUGCCUCUAUCUUCUAUUCAGCUAUUUGUGGAGGUGUUUUAACAUUCUCUGUGCAAACAUGGUGCAUAAAAAAGAAAGGACCUGUAUUUGUGGCUAUGUUCAAGCCUUUGGGGAUUGCCAUUGCUGCUUUGCUAGGCGCUAUCUUUCUAGGGGAAGAACUCCAUGUUGGAAGCCUUAUUGGAGCAGUGGUAAUUGUUGUGGGAUUUUACGGAGUAAUCUGGGCGCAAUCAAAAGAGGAAAAAGGUUUGGAUAUAAAAACAAAGGAAGAUGGUGAAUCCCAGGAGGAUGAGAUUGAUAGGCUGCAGUCGUCAUCUCAGAAGAAGCCUCUAUUGGAGAGCGAAGUACAUGUUUAAAACAUGUGUCAUGGCUAGAUGCAAUUACCACAUUAUCAUAUAUGUUUCAUGGCUAGAUGCAAUUACCACAUUAUCAUAUAUAAACUACAAUAACACUAGCGUUUUUUAUAUUCCUAGCAACAAGAAAAAAGUUCAUGUAUAUAUUGGGAGAACCUAUGGCAUAACAAAAUACAUAAAAUGUAGACAUUUCUUUUUGUUUCCUUA